CCCCAGUGUACUCUCUCAUUUCCUUUCUUCUCUCAAUCAUACAUGGCAACCUCUGAGUCUGUCAUGAGCUGCUCAGCUUCGGAGCUGUCUCCGCUCUUUGGAGCCAAUCCGAACGCGACGGCUGCGGCGGCUUUUCUCUGUUCGCGGCUGUCAGCGGUGUCGGAUAAGCUCUCGGAGACAACCUACGCGGUUGACAACACGUACCUUCUCUUCUCGGCCUACCUGGUGUUCGCCAUGCAGCUCGGCUUUGCCAUGCUUUGCGCCGGCUCCGUUCGCGCGAAGAACACCAUGAACAUCAUGCUUACAAACGUGCUGGACGCCGCCGCCGGUGCGCUUUCCUAUUAUCUCUUUGGCUUCGCCUUUGCCUUCGGCUCCCCCUCCAAUGGCUUCAUCGGUCGUCACUUCUUCGGGUUGUCAACUCUCCCGUCUAGUUCCUUCGACUUCAGUUUCUUCCUCUACCAAUGGGCAUUUGCCAUUGCAGCGGCUGGAAUCACCAGUGGCUCGAUAGCCGAGCGAACCCAGUUCGUGGCUUAUCUAAUCUACUCCUCCUUCUUGACUGGCUUCGUCUACCCCAUCGUUUCCCAUUGGUUCUGGUCCGGUGACGGCUGGGCCAGCCCCACCCGGCCCGAAAAUCUCCUAUUCGGGUCUGGAGUAAUUGAUUUCGCCGGCUCCGGCGUGGUUCACAUGGUGGGUGGUAUCGCAGGCUUGUGGGGCGCCUUCAUUGAAGGACCAAGAAUAGGCCGGUUCGACCGGUCUGGCCGGUCCGUCGCUCUUCGAGGUCACAGCGCCUCGUUGGUGGUGCUCGGUUCUUUCUUGUUAUGGUUCGGAUGGUACGGGUUUAACCCGGGUUCAUUUCUAACCAUCCUGAAAGGAUACAGUACCACUCGUCCUUACUACGGUCAAUGGAGUGCCAUCGGAAGAACCGCCGUUACCACCACCUUGGCUGGGUGUACGGCGGCGUUGACCACCUUGUUCAGUAAACGAUUACUAGUCGGUCACUGGAACGUCAUAGACGUCUGUAACGGUUUAUUGGGUGGUUUUGCGGCGAUCACCUCCGGCUGCUCCGUCGUAGAACCCUGGGCCGCAAUCAUCUGCGGAUUCGCAGCUGCAUGGGUUUUAAUCAGCUGCAACAUGCUCGCACUGAAGCUAAAAUACGACGACCCCCUGGAGGCGGCUCAACUCCACGGCGGCUGCGGCGCGUGGGGUUUACUCUUCACCGGAUUAUUCGCGACGAAAGAGUACGUGAGCGAAGUCUACCAGGGUCAACCCGGACGACCGUACGGUUUACUAAUGGGCGGCGGUGGGAAGCUCCUAGCCGCUCAGAUCGUACAGGUUGUGGUGAUCGUAGGGUGGGUAAGUGCGACGAUGGGCCCACUUUUCUAUGGGCUCCACAAGAUGGGACUGUUGAGAAUCUCGAGUGAUGAUGAGAUGGCGGGGAUGGAUUUAACGAGACACGGUGGAUUUGCGUACUUAUAUCACGAUGAAGAUGAUCCAUCGGGGAAGACUUGGGCAAUGAUGAUGAGGAAGAUUGAGCCUACCAGUGGAACUCCUACACCGGAUCGUGACCCUCAACCAAGACCUACUGUGUGAUGGUCAAAUUUUAAUUUAAUUUUCUUUUUUCUUGUGGCGAUGUAAAAAAAUGGAUAAUUGAGGAUGUACAAAUUUUGUGAAGGGUGAAACUCUGUUCAAUAUUUUCUAAUCAUAAGGUAUAAAAAGCAUGGAUUGUUGAGAUAA
Carica papaya (papaya) is the source of this 1734-nucleotide messenger RNA. It is a transcript of the gene AMT1;2, whose product is annotated as ammonium transporter 1;2. Gene Ontology annotation, molecular function: ammonium channel activity. NCBI's taxonomy places the organism in Eukaryota, Viridiplantae, Streptophyta, Magnoliopsida, Brassicales, Caricaceae. Gene Ontology annotation, biological process: ammonium homeostasis; ammonium transmembrane transport. The record is from RefSeq and is a predicted model, not a curated record. Gene Ontology annotation, cellular component: plasma membrane.